AUGAGCCGCGAUCUUGUACAUUUAACUCGGAAACCCCAGUUGUCGCCCGAUUCCGUAGGUUCGGGAUCAGACUCCACUGAAUAUGGACAAGAAGCGACUUUAGAGUCGUCGGGGCCAGCUAGCGGCGAGCUUAUGGUAAUACCCGGAGUGGCCGGAUCGUCCAGUAGUUCAGGACAGACUCCGAAGCUGAAGCCGAAGCCGAAGUCGACAGGUUCUAAUCGCGGCCAUCGUAAACGAACACAUGCUCCCGAAGUCUGGGAAACGCAUAAGGCGGAGAUUGGCCGCCUUUACCUUGACGAGAAUAAACGGCUCAAGGAUGUGAUGGAAAUUAUGGAGAACCGAUGGGGCUUCCGAGCAUCUCAAAAGAUGUACAAGACGAAGCUCACGCAAUGGAAAUUCUUCAAGAAUAAUCGCCAAGCUGACGUAGCAAAUCUCCUUUACUUACAGCGUCACCGUCUGGCUAUCGGCAAAGAAAGUACGUUCCGUAGAAAUGGUAAAUUAAUCGACGUAGAGGCGUAUAUGAGGAGAAGAGGGGUUAGCGCGUUCGAUCUCGUCGAAGUGGCGGACUCGGGCGACUUGCCGCCAACUGUAAGAUGCCGGACACCGCCUUCAAUCCCGAGGCUUCUGGACUCCCCUGGCGACCUCUGUAUUAAGGAGAGAUUCUUCCAAUGGACAUCUCAGAAAUUCAUCAAGCCCCGUCCGAUAGAUACUGACUACUUGAAGAAGUUGGACGCCCAUCAUACGAGCAAUGCCCUCCUUUCCGUCCAGCUAUUGACUCACGGAUGCUGGCUCUUCUCGGAAGGCCGUAAUCAAGAGGGUGGCUGGUUCUGUCGAGGUGCUUUUGCCCUUCUACACCAUAUUCUCGAGACAUCUGCGUCCUUAUCCUUCUUCGAAAUGAUGAUGGCGAUCCAAAGGUAUCCGAACGCAGAGAUCAUGAGGGAGCUUUGGAGCUAUCUCUCGCGGUAUGCUGCCGCUAUUGAUGGGGUAAACCAACCACUACAUCGGGUAUUGGUGUCUUUCGCCAGGUUUUCACAGCAGCACAGUUUAGAACACAAUACCAACGUAUUAGACUGGGCCCUACAGUGGGCCUCGGGUAUCGUCCACAUUGUUCCCGGGAUCUUGUUUAUCGGACUUUUCUUCAUCCCCGAAUCGCCCCGCUGGUUAGCUGCGAAAGGGCGAUUUGAUGAAGCCGAACGGUCCUUAUAUCGAUUACGGCCUGAAGGAUGGUCUGUUUCGCAAGAAUUGACAGAUAUGAAGACGACUCUAGAGGCAGAGGCCAGACUACAGUCGGGCAUCGGAUACAUGGAUCUCGUCAGAAACCCCAUCGACCGCCGCAGGACAACCGUUGCUAUACUUGCUCUCACAAGUCAAGCAGCAUCGGGUGCGAUGUUUGUCAUAUCUUACGGAACUUACUUCUUCGAGAUGGCGAACGUAGGAAACGCUUUCGAGAACUCAUGUAUCCUCACUGGAGUGGGGGUGGCUGCCCUAGGAGCUACCGCCAUAUUAAUUACCAAAUUCGGACGUCGACGACUUAUGAUGAUUUCAGGUUUUAUUUUCUGUGGGAUUUCUCAGCUCAUCAUAGCCAUAGUAUACACAAUCCAUCCCAAUACAGAAAGCUCCGGAAAAGCUCUCGUUGGUAUGAGCGUCCUCUACAUAGUCGCCUACAACUCUAUGGUCGCACCUUAUGCAUGGCUAUCCGGAGGCGAGCUCUCUUCGCAGCGUCUACGUUCGCACACGUUUGGUCUAGCUACAGGCGUCGGGUUCUUCUUUGCUUGGCUUACCACUUUUACAGCGCCGUAUUUCAUUAAUCCCGAUUCGCUAAACUGGGGACCGAAGUAUGGUUAUAUCUGGACUGGUUCUUGUGCCGCUGCCGGAAUCUGGAUCUUCUUCUUCCUGCCCGAAGCGAAGGAUCGCACAUUAGAAGAGAUAGAUGAAAUGUUCGAAGCUCAGGUUCCGGCACGAAAGUUUCGCAAAUAUCGCUGCACGGGAAAGCAUGCAGCCCUUGGUGAGAAGACACAAACGGAAUACAUCGAGGAGAGGGCCGGUCAUGAUAAAUAA
Daldinia childiae is the source of this 2058-nucleotide messenger RNA. RefSeq names its product Maltose permease MAL31. Gene Ontology annotation, biological process: carbohydrate transport; transmembrane transport. Gene Ontology annotation, cellular component: membrane. NCBI's taxonomy places the organism in Eukaryota, Fungi, Ascomycota, Sordariomycetes, Xylariales, Hypoxylaceae. Bases 1 to 2058 code for a protein of 685 amino acids. The record is from RefSeq and is a predicted model, not a curated record. The transcript is spliced from 7 exons. Gene Ontology annotation, molecular function: carbohydrate:proton symporter activity.